Molecule: messenger RNA, 2289 nt
Organism: Micropterus salmoides (largemouth bass)
Lineage: Eukaryota; Metazoa; Chordata; Actinopteri; Centrarchiformes; Centrarchidae
Product: trichohyalin-like
Exons: 17
Coding region: 78-1316 (412 amino acids)
Source: RefSeq, a predicted model, not a curated record
GGGUUUUGAUAACUUAAUAUAUUUGCAACUCAUGAGUGGGGCUUUUGUUUUCCUUGCAGUGCAGGUGUACCUGUCCAAUGAAUCCAUAUGAGGAGGAGGAGGAGGAGGAGGAGGAGGAGGAAGAACAGCGGCCUUGUGAAAACCCUGUGGAUGGACAAUAUGGCAGCCAGACUGAAGGGACUCAGAGGUGUACACUUGCAAUGAUUCAGUGUGAGGAGGAGGAGUUGAAGGAUAAGCUGACGGAGGAGGAGAAGGGGGAGAAGUGGCUGGAACAGAAGCUGCAGGAGUGUCGGUGUGAGAAGCUCCCAGCACCGCCGCCGCCGCCGCCGCCGCCGCCACUACGGGAGCGGCUGCAGGAACACCGGCAGGAGCGGCUGAAAGAGUGGCGGCAGCGGCGGCGGCAGCGGCGGCGGCAGCAGAGAGAGCAUCUGGAAAUGGGACGUUCUGAGUCAAUCCAGAGAUUCCUUCUGGAAAUGGAACAUUAUUUCUCUGUUUUGAGAAUGCUUGUUAAACAGAAACAUUCUGCGUCUAUCAAGAGAGAGCUUCUGGAAAUAGAACGUUGUGUGUCUGGUUUGAGAGACUUUCUGGAAGGGAGACGUUCUGCGGAUAUUGAGAGAAAGCUUGAGGAAAUGGAACUUUGUGUUUCUGCUUUGAGAGACUUUCUGGAAAUGGAUCAUUCUGUGUCUAUCCAGAAAGAGCUUCUAGGAAGUAAACAUUCUAUGUCUACCCGGAGAUUCCUUCUGGAAAUGGAACAUCAUGUGUCAGGUUUGAGGCAGAGUGAAGAGAAGGAGAAGAUGACGAAGAAGAAGAUGAUAGAGGAAGAGAAAAAGAAGGAGGAGCUGAAGAAGAAAGGGGAGGAGCUGAAGAAGAAAGAGGAGGAGCAGAGGCUUCUCUCUGGAAACCCCCUGUGUGGACAACAUGCGAGCAAGAUUGAAGUUCAGAGUUCAGACUCCAGUUCUUCCUCAGAGGAGAAGGACGGUGAAGCAGCAGAUGGUGGUGAUUUGGUCCAGUCUUCAGACAAUCCGGCAAAUUCCUCUGCGUCCAGUGGCUUCAAGAGCAACAGGCCAAAAAAGAAGGGCUUUAAUUUAAAAGAAAACUCUCUCAAGGAAGAUUCCUCUGCGUCCAGUGGUUUGGAGAGCGACAGGUCAAAAAAGAAGGGCUAUAAUUUCAAAGGAAACUCUCUCAAGGCAGAUUCCUCUGCGUCCAGUGGCUUCGAGAGCGACAUGUCAAAGGGGAAGGGCUAUAAUUUCAAAGGAAACUCUGUCAAGUCAGACUCCCGUACUUCCUCAGACAGGGAGGAUGGUACAGCAAGAUGAUGUUGAUUUGGUCCAGUGGGCGCAUUGCCAUGGUGAUACGUUGUUAACCUGUAAAUGAUGAUAUGAUAUGUUUCGGAAUGAAAAAAUCCUACACGUUAACCAGCGAAGUCACACGGAACCCACAUUUGAAAGAAAGGUCUCCCAUCAUGCAGCAAAGGGUGCACCUUCAACAAGCACCUUCAACAAGCUGGCAUUGGUGCUCACUCGGUGUUGGACAGUUUAACAACCUCCUACCAUUCCGCCCUCAUUGGUUUCGGAUGGCACUCAAUGUGGCGGACCCUCCGCAUGAAUGCGCAAACAAAGUGGAAGUAGUUUGUUGCUGUGUAGUUGACAGUAGAAAUGUAUUUUACUUUUGCAUGCUUUCUCUUUUCUUACUCUUUACUCUGACAAAGUAUAUAACAAAGUAUAUUUCUUGAGUGUAACUGCUUACAUGCAUUGCUAAAUCAGUUUAUAUUGUGUCACUUAAGUGUAUCCUAUAUGGUGAUCACGAUGCCUUGAUGUACUGAGAUUAUAGGUCAUAUGAAAAGUUCUGAAAAUGAUUUAUGUACUGUUAUUUGUUACAAAAUAUUUAGAAUGAUAGAAGAUGGUCUUUUGUUUUAACACUUGGAGACUUGAUGGAAAGUAAUAUGUUAACAAGUAAUGAACAUGAGGUUUCUAAGAAUUUAAUAAGGAUGAUAAAUAAUUGAACGAUUAUGAAAGCUAAAGUGCCAAAAGUUUUUAAUAAGAAAUGGGAGUUGUAACAGAAAAAAGUGAUUGACUUUGAGAUUUCACUCUUACAUUUUACUGAUUUACGUUAACAUUACUUUGAUAUCACAAUAGGUAAUCAUUUUUACUUGUUUUUUUGUUACUAAUUAUUACUCAUUUAUUACACAGUUGAUUUGAGUUUCAUGAAAGUUAAAUCAGUUAAUCACAUGAUCAUGGUGUGUUGCCCAUAACAAGUGUAUUUCUUAUAAUAAAUGUAUUGAUUGAUUAA